GUCUUCUUUCUAUACUUGGGCCGGGGCACGUGCAGGUUGAACGAAGGAGACACCACAGGCAACGGUGGCGGCACAACCAGCAGGCAUGACCCUCAGCUGACCCUUGAAGCAUGCUUGGACGUUUGCUUCUCCAUCGACUACUGUACUGGCGUGGAAUUUCAAGACAAGCAUCAGAGGUGUGAAGUUUGGAACAGGAGCAUCGGCUUCGUCCGGGGCUCCUCCUCAUUUGCCUGUGUUGGACAGAAGGAGGUGGAUUGCAGCUAUUUUGCUGGCAAGAAUUGCACUGCAGAAAUCUACGACCGGAACGCAUCGGAGAAGCUCGAACGAUUGCAUUCUGCGUGCCCAAAUGCUUGCACGGAAGUGCAACCUGUUUGUCCAUCAGAUUUCUCCUUUAUGGCCACCCAGAUUGGCGGCUUAUACCUCACCUCUGGCGGUGCAGGACAGACGCAAAAUAUGGCUGGGGAACAGUACGAGAGUGGCUACAACAUGUUCUUUGAAGUGAACGGGCAAGCCAGUGCUGUCAGAGGACAGCUGUCAGUGACUGCCUUGUCUGUGGAUGGCACCCUUCAGGAUAUAUCUGGCCGGGCCUCGUUUCUCUCCAGCAGGAUCGGCACGAAGUUGAUGCUCGGGCCUUGGGGCGACGACACCUUCGAAGCGGUGGCUGCAGUGGCGGAUGCCGAUCAGGUGGUGCUCAUGGGGCCCUUGAGCAAGGUGAACGCCAGCGUCGCCCAUCGCAGCACCGUCUUCUCCAUGACACGUCCCUACUCUGAGAUGCUACUGGCGCCCUUUGAACUCAUCGCGCAACAAGGCGCUGCCACAGUGAGCGUCAUCACCCCGAGCUGGGCUCGCGCACAAGCGGAGUUCCUGGUGUCCAAUUUCAAGACUUGUGAAACCGUUCCGCAGACUGCUGGCAUCACUGGGCUGGUCUUUCUUCGCAGCGAAAUCUUGGAGAACUUGACCACGGCGCACGUGGCCGACGUCAUGGACCACCUUCUGACUCCGCGACCCGAUGUGAUUGUGUGCUGCGAAUCCUCUGUGACUUGUGCGACGGCAGUUUUGAACACUACUUAUCACAAGGACUACGACGCGAAAGCGUUCAUCAUUUUCGACGAUGACCUUUUGACCGGUCCUUUGAAUUUUGCUGCUGCAAACUUGGUGAACAACAAUGACGUGAAUACCUUUUUGCUCGAGCAGCUGCAGAUCAUGGGUACCGUCCAGACUCAGGCCGCCCUGGAUCUUUGGAAGUUCCCUACGUAUUUGAACAUGGCUGGAUAUUCCUCUGAUUGGUCUUCGGAGACGAUGGAGCUGCUCAAGGAUUGUCUUGUGGUGUCUGACUGGGACCGGAGCACUCCAGGUGCUGCAGCCUUCAUGUACCUCCAAUACUACUUGGUGCGGACCCAUGCGCGUCCAGAGUCCGCCGCCGCGUCCGCAGCCGCCGCCAUUCUCUUGAAGGCAGUCCAAGAGGCCAACUCCACCAACCCUCAGGCUGGCGGAGCGCUGUAG
Durusdinium trenchii is the source of this 1503-nucleotide messenger RNA. NCBI's taxonomy places the organism in Eukaryota, Dinophyceae, Suessiales, Symbiodiniaceae. The record is from the annotation of a GenBank genome assembly.